UUGGAAAGGUUGUCGCUCGUAGACUUCAGUCAAUGUGAAGUAGAAUCUACCUUGAAGAAUGCUUUGCAACUGGCUGAUCAGAUUGUCGCUGUGAACACGGAUGGCGUAGAACCUUUAGUCACAGUUUUAGAAGAUAGACCACAAAAUGGAAGAGAAAAUGGACCUGAAUGUUUCUGAUUCUGUCAUGGACCAAGAGGCAGCUCAGUCAAGCACUGUUGAAAUCGCCACUUCUAAAAUGAAGAUCAGUACGGAGGAUAUCGCUAUUUCACUUCAGCUUUUCAAUAAAAGAUUGAAUGAGCAACUGAGACCUAAAAUCAAGAGUCAAAGAUCUUUAGCGGAUGUUUAUGCAAGUAUGAAAAUGUUUAAUUCUUACUACAAUGACAUGCAAAACUACAUUGAAUCAGCACGGGACAAUUUCAAACGACAGUUGGGAAUUAUUUUGGGAGAAAACUGGGAUCAGCAACUUCUUUGCAUUGAGAACAACCCCAAGUCCUCAUCUGAGAGUCAUCAAAAUCAUGGAUGUGUUAUUAGCGAAACGGGUCCAGGAAAUGGUCUCCCAAAUUUUCCAACUCAGUAUGAAGUUCGCAGCAUUUGUGAUGUUGAUGAGAAAACAGAGUCAAAGGAAACCUCCAGAUCAUCUUCAGCUUGUGCCAAAGAGCCUCAGUCUUUUGGUUCCAAUGAUGUCGAUGUUAAGGACAAAUCUGGAGAAGAUGUUAAUUCAGACCAUCCUGUAUCGAAAGGGAAUAUAAAUGUCUCAAACAGUCUUGAAAGCUAUGACAGCAGUAACGACCUCCCAGAGGCUGGUCCUGCUAAAGAACUAACGCCUGAUGUAUUACUUCCUUCAAGCCAAGGUGAUUUCAAGAGUGAUUCAGAUAAAACAGCUCCCCACCAUCCUGAGAGCAAUUUGCCCAGCAGUGAUACAGGUGAAGACAAGGAAUUGCAUUCUGACUCAGGGCCAAGAAUUGUCUCGGUAUCGACCAUUGAAAAUAACGGGUUUAGUUCCUUGUCAGGACAAAAGCCACUUUCUCAACUGGAAUCACAGAUGUCAGAAAGUCUUUUGCGUAAUUUGUCACCAAUUUUGUUUGCCGAGACUUCCAAGGACCAUAAUGAAUUUGAAGGUACAGAAAAGUCCAUUGAAAAAGCUCCAAGUGAUGUUGAGUCAGAACACAACGUAAUUGAAGCUACACCUGUGGAUGUGGAUCAAGAACUUGAAAGAGAUAACUUUAUCCUAACACCCACAUCGUCAAAAAGAAGGAAUGAAGUGGAUGAAACAUCCAGAAAAGUUUAUGAAUGGCUGAACAAGUCUCACAAUUCAGAAAGUAUCGGAGGUAGCUCUGACGAAGAAGAGUAUCAAGCUGCAAAAAAGUGUGUGGAUGAUGAUGCCCGAACAGAAAUCAAUGAUGCUGAUUCAUCCGUAAAAAACUCAGAUGAUGGUGACAACAUUGCUGUAAUAGACAACAGCAGUUUAACUUCUGUAGAUGGACGGGUUUCAAAGACUGUCAAAAAGAAAUCAGGUAGAACAGAUGAUAUAAUUGAAAUAUCUGAUGAUGAACAGUCAGCAUCGGAAGUUGUCGAGUCAGAGAAAACGGCUAGACACAGCGAUGAUGUUUGUGAGAUUAACUCCUCUCAAGAAAUAGGUGGGUCCAUGAGUAUCAAAGAUUCUGCAAGGCCUGAUAAUCAUGUAUCAGAGUCCUCAGAUACUGAAUCAAAAACAGAAAUGGCAAACAAAAAAUCAAAGCAGAACUCCAACCUCAAUUCUCGUGCAAGUAGCGAAAAGUCAAUGAGCAACAAUGCAACUCAACAAAUUCACCCAGAAAAUGUGGAUGAAGCCAAACGCACCCUUCUGGAGUCUUCGUGUUCCUCAAAUGAAGAUGUUGAAAAUGGGGAUCACCUGAGUGAUGAUGAUUGGGAUUCAAAUGCAACUGUGAUAGUUGAUAAGAAGAAAAAAUUAAGGAAGAAAAAACGGAAAAAAACAGGCUCACAUGACUCUGGCUCGCAUAGUGAUAAGGAAAGUUCAGAUGAAGAGGAAAAAGUAAAAAAACUUUUGGACUUUAACUCUCUAAAAAAACGCAAAAGAGUGUUUGAGUCCAGCAACAGCUCUUCAGAAAAGUCAGCUGAUAUUUCAAACGAUGAAAAUAUCACCAAAAGAAAGAAGAAGAAAAAACAGAAAGAUGAGGCGGAUGUCUAUGAUGAAAGCCUUGAACCUGAAAUCAAUGAGCCAAGUCUCCCAAAUAGUCCUAACAGGGCUGAAGAUCAAAGUAAAGACAUCUAUCGGCAAAUGUUAUUGGACUCCAAUUCCUCCCCAAGCUCUGAUGAACAAUGCCCUCUUACUCCUCAACCAGAAAAAGUGCCCAAAAAAGUCAAGAAAACUCUUGAAAAUGACACUGCGAAACGCAGGAAUUCCUCUGAAGACUCUUGCAAAAAGAAAAAAAAAAGAAAAUAUGAUCCCCUUCUCCAGGGAAAAUUUUCACUCUCCAGCUCUGAUUCUGAUGGGAAAAAGAAAAAAAACCCAUCUGAAGAGAGUGAAAUUUAUGAUCGCAAGUAUGAAAGAUUGUUAGAAAAACAAAGAAGGAAAGAAGAAUCAAAAAUGCGUCAUAAGUCGAGUAGUGAUGACUGUUCAGACGCUUCUGCUUCCUCCAAAGAGCAAAACAAUGAGCCAAUCAACUUUGUAAGUGUUGAUCCAGAGUGUGUAGAACUGGAGGAUGAUUCUGAGGAUGAUCGCACAACUAUCGGCUAUCAUCAGAUAUCCUCAUCUGCAUCUGAUGAUAAUGAUGAUGAUGUGCAGUGCAUUCCUCAGUCGCAAGAAACAACAGCAAGCAACAAAGGCCGCAAAAAUAUUCGGAAAGUGAUUUCUGUUGAAGAAAUGACAGCAGAAUCCAAACGAGCUGCUAAAGAAGAAGAAGAACGGCAAAAGCGACUCUCAGAGAAAGAGAAAUGGUUGUCUCAAACGUUCACCGAGCCAGAACCAGAAAAGCUUGUUCUUGAUGCAGAUGAAGAGACAAAGCAGCCUAUAGUAACAGUGCAUCCAGGUUUAAUGCGAAUUCUUAAAAAGCACCAAGUAGAGGGCUUACGAUUUAUGUGGAACUCAUGUUUUGAAUCUAUAAAGUUAGUAAAUUCUAGUGCAGGGUCUGGCUGUGUUUUGGCUCAUUGUAUGGGUCUCGGAAAGUCUCUCCAAAUUGUUGCUUUAGUCCAUACAAUCAUGUGCCAUCCGCAGUUGAAUUUACGUACUGUUCUCAUCAUCUGUCCAAAGACUGUGGUUCUCAACUGGGGUGAUGAGUUCAAAAAAUGGCUUAGGUACAUUAAAGAUUCAGACCAAAGUAGCCCUAUAAUUUCUGUAAGUAACUUGAACGCUUUUAAAGAUGUGCACUUCAAAGAAAGAAGUUUACGCGACUGGCAAAAUAAGGGUGGUGUCAUGAUUUUGGGGUACAAUGAGUUUCGUGCCCUUGUCACAAACAAAGAUCGUCCGGAGAAUUUGCAGAAUGUUUUUAAUAACAUAAAAAAUCACCUUAUUGAUCCUGGCCCAGAUGUAGUGGUAUAUGAUGAAGGUCAUAUACUUAAGAAUAAUGCAGCUAGCCUUACCAAAGCUGCAAAUCUGGUAAAAACAAAACGACGCAUUGUGCUAACAGGAACACCAAUGCAGAACAAUUUAAUGGAGUAUUACUACAUGGUGAAUUUGGUCAAGCCCAACUAUCUUGGAGACAAGAAGGAAUUCAGUAACCGAUUCUUUAACCCAAUCACAAACGGACAGUUUCAAGAUUCCACACCUCAGGAUGUAAGAAUCAUGAAAAAUCGUACUCAUGUUCUCCACAAAAAGCUUCAUAAUAUUGUACAACGCUUUGAUGCCAAUCUUUUCAAAGAUGAACUACCAGCAAGGUAUGAAUAUGUGUUAAAACUCCGCAUGUCAGAGCUUCAGUCAAAGCUCUAUAAACACUUUAUCAGCAGUAUAAAAAAAGAUGCUGAAGGACAUGCUGAAAUUGAAAAAAAUCGAUUGCUCCUUAAAAGUGAUAAAAUAUUAGGUCUCAUUUGUAACCAUCCUAAAUUAGCCACUAAUUUUUUUGACUCUGCUCAAAAACCAGAAGAGCAGCUCAACAUCACAGGCGAUUGGACAGACUGUCUGAAAGGUUUGAACCUUGAUGAUGUCACCUUGAGUCCUAAAACAUUCUUAUUUUUUAAGGUUCUCAAGAAGUGCACUGAGAAUAAAGAUAAACUUCUUGUCUUUAGUCAGCACUUGAAAACUUUGGAUUUGUUAGAAUUUUUUUUGAAAAAAGCCAGCUGUAAUAACAGCACCUUCAAGUCAAAUAGUGCGAAAGGAGAAACUUGGAUCUCAGGUGUAGACUAUUUUAGACUGGACGGCAGUACUCCUGGACCUGAUAGACAGAAGUACUGCGACAUAUUUAAUUCAAAUAACCCAAGAGCACGACUUUUCCUUCUGUCUACCAGAGCUGGGGCUCUUGGAUUGAAUCUAACAGGUGCAAAUCGUGCAAUAGUUUUCGAUGUAUCUUGGAACCCAUCUUCAGACUCGCAAAGUGUUUUCAGAAUCUAUCGUUUUGGCCAAGUCAAACCGUGUUACAUUUAUCGAUUCGUCAUGAAGGGCACAAUGGAAGAAAAAAAAUACCAUCGGCAGGUCUCAAAAUUGUCCAUGUCAUCUCGGGUUGUUGAUAAGCAUCAAGUUGGUCGCCACUAUCAAGAGGAAUAUUUGCGAGCACUAUUUGAGUACAACUUUGACUAUGGGCAACGUUCGACUCCUAGACUUUCGCAAGAUAAGGUUUUGACAGAGCUGCUUAUAAACUUUGAUCUUAUAGAUACUUAUGAAGAACAUGAAAACCUUUUGAUGAACCUACAAGAUGAAGAGUUAACUGAAGAAGACAGACUGAAAGCAAUAGCUGAGUAUGAAGCUGAAAUCAACCCUCCGCCUCCGCCUCCACCUCCACCUCCAUUCCCAGGAUCAUCAGGAGUAAGUGGGCCUGCAGGACUUCAAAACCCAUCGAUCUCUGGAGUAUUCUCAAGACCUGGAGGGCCCUUCACUGCUCAAGAGUGGACAGAAAAAGCUAAAGUGUGGGCAAAAAGAGAAGAAACCUUUUUCAAAAAAUGUUAUAAAGAUAAAAAGAUCCCAUUACCAUACAUGCCAUUACAGCCAGCAAAUAAGCAGGCCCCAGAAACGAUGUCAAACUCAUCAGCAAAACUCACGGGGAAUAGUGAUAAAAUUAGUGAAGCCAAAGUUAACAGCCAUACUUGUAGCGAUUCAGAUCAAAUUAAAUCUUGUAAUCCUACACAAGACAAAGAUUCCCAACAUCAACCCUUGUCAUAUCAGUCUGCUUCCAGUAUAAAUGGACCAAAUGUUAAUCGUAAAGCCUCUGUCAAUCCUUCCUCAGCAGUUGGAACUUUACAGACUGAUUUUAAGCAGCCACAGACAGCGGUCAAGAAUAGUUCAUUGCCCCAGACUUCAUCAGCAAACGAUAAGAAUCAAGUCGGCUCUAAUCCAUCCCCAGCAUUUGCAACCUCACGGGCUGAUGUAAAUCAAGCGCAGAAAACUAUCAAGAGCCAUUCAUCACUUCCAACUUCGGAUGUUAAUCAGUCAAAGACAGCUACAACACUUCAUAAAUUCAAACGUCGUCUGAAUGGAUUGUCUGAUCGGGGCUUCACCGUUCACUGUUCACCGUCCCAGACUUCAUCUACAAACGAUCAGAAGCAAGUCCGCACUAAUCCAUCUCCACCAAUUGCAACCACUCAGGCAGAUGUAAAACGACCGCAGAUAACUAUCAAGAACAGUUCAUCUCUUUCAACUUCAUCCGUGAAGAAUGCAUCAACACUGAAAACUCCCAUAGUUCUGGGUAGUUUGGAUAGAAGUGCAGAGACUGAUUCAAGUUUGAAGCAAAGCAGAAACGAGGGCAGGGACGGAACGAUGAAUGAAGAGGGCAAAAAGGUAAAAGUACCUAAAGUUCAUCUUCCUCAAGAUUUUCGUAAUAAUGUAGUAAAAGGAAUUCAUGCAAAACAAGACACCUCUAAUGGAGCCAUAGGAGAAAGCACUAAGACAAUUCCAAAUCUUUCCCAGUCAAAAGUGAAUGGUAAGAGCAACUUGAACGGAAAUCAGACAGCAACAACUAUAAAUUCGAGCUCAGUCAAGCAUGGUUUUUCCAUCAAUCCUGAAAUAGAGGUCACUGUCAAUCGCAUUCCAAAUGAAGGAAAUCAGCCGGGCUUUCAAGUAAUUUCUAACUCGAAACCCAAGUCAGUCAAGGUCUCAAAUGCCAACUCAAUCUCAAAGGGCAGUGUAAAAAAAAAUUGGGACAGUUUGGAGAGUUCUAUCCAGAAAAAUCAAGCUCCAAAACUACAGCCAUCAAUGUCCUCUGGCGGAUUAUAUUUUUCUGAUAAGUCAGUUCAGCCAAAAUCGUCAACUUUGCCUGGCACCUCAUCUCACUUUAGAACGCUUGCAUCAAGCAGUCACUCUACGGCUUCAACACCUCCAACUUUGAAUCAACCAUCCAAAACAAAUUCAGCCGGUAAAUUAGUGCCUGGUAUGAAGCAGAGAGUACCUUCAUACAGGAAUUCUCCUCCUUACCAAGAGGGAAAAUCUUCCAGUCAAGGAAAUGUGACUCGAAAUCUCCACGGGAAAUCUAGUCAGAAUUCUGAAGAUAAGUCUGCUGCUGUAAGGAAUGGGCCAGCCAAUCAAUCUGGUGUGAAUAACAAUCAGAUCUCUAGUUGUAGCAACUCUGGCGGUGGCGCAGUCCCAGAAGGUGAUGAAACAGUAUCCCUUAGGGAUAUAAUUGACGGGCUCAAAAAACACGUCCAAGAGAAAUGCAGUGGACAAGAUAACCAAAGCAAGAAAUGAGUUUAAUUCAAGAAAUGCAAAUUGCAAUGCAUUUUUAUGGGAGCAGCAAAUGCUAUGUCUCACGGGCUGCGAUGGAGGGAGAGAUGGCGAAGGGGAGGGGAUGAUUCCAAAAAGAUGCGCGGUGACAAACCUGUGUAGAUUGUCUUAUCUCGCCCGAAAAUUGAACACUUACCAAUUUGACCUUAUUUAACUGUGAUUUUAGUGUACUUUUACAUUUAACUAAAUAUUAUAGAGGUAUUUAUAAGUAGUUAUAAAGUUUGCAACUUGCUCAUGUUUGUUCUCCAUUAAAAAUCCAAUUUUGUAACUAUUUUUGCUGUUCAGUUUACCAAGAAGAGCAUCUAGCACAAAAUAGUAGUUAGAAUCUUUAAAAUUUGAACAAUGAUUACCAUUUUAUUGCUCUUUUUUGACCAAAAUAUCACAAGUGUCAUAAGCAAAAAAUCGUCGACGCUACCAUAAAAUUUGCAAGCAAAGACUGUUUUUUAGUUUUUUAAUGACUCGGUAGUCAAAAAAAGAAAAUUUAAUGUGUUAAAAAUAUCUGUUCUUGUGAUAUGUUCUCUUUACUUACUGUAAUGUAUAUAAUUGCGAAAGAAGAAUAAUUUUUUUUAUUAUUAAUUCCAUGCAGAUCUUUGAAACAAGUUGAGUCCACCAUCAAAAUCAGCUAAGCCAACAAGACUCCAUAGUUACAUUUGAAAUGGUUAACAAAGCAAACUAUUUGAUAAGGUACACAAAUUACAAAAUUUAAAUUCCAAUUUGCACUAUGAAGAUGAUAAUCAAAAUCUAAUUUUCCGAAUGUACACCAGUCUUAUCAAAUUUGGCCCCCAAUUGGCGCUUGUGAUAGUUUGUCCUGAAGAAAAUGAUUCAAUCAAGGUUCCUUUGCCUCUUUUCAAAUCAAGUUUAAACUAAAUAAGUAUUUUCGAAUUUUCUGUCAAAAGUUAGGGUUAAAAGACUGAUCUUGCUGAAGUUGCAUAACAGUUGUAAAAUUUCAUAUGUAGUAUGUACAUUUAAUAUCACAUGCCAGUGCCACUGUUGAUGUCAAUUUUAUCACUGUUGCUGUGUGUUUUGUUUUGUGAUUAGAUUUAAUUUGAUUUGAUUUGCUGUAAGUAUCCAACCCUCGUUACUCUUAUUUUGUCCUAGGACGUUUGCUAUCCAAGAAAAAACCAAGGAUGUUUCUCAUUUUGCUUUAAAAAAAAUUCACUUUAAUGUGUUUUGACAGAUCUGUUGGAUGAAAGUUUGCUUAUCCGCACAGACCAUUACUACAAGUCACUGAGUUGUAAGGACUUUGAGUUAAGUGUUAAGAACAGGCAUUUUCUUUUGAAACGUAGUGGUGGUAAAGGUAUCUAUAAUAUAUUGAAACAGAAAAAUGAGCAUAUUGUAGCCUUGAUACCUUAAUUUUUGUUGUUUUAUUUAUAUUUUAUGCUGCUAAGCGCUUUUCGGCUCACCUAGCCAUCUUCACGCAUGCCGAAAACCAAACAAUCAUUCAAUCGGUAAGCCUGAAGAUGGCCAUGUGGACCGAAACGCGUUUCGCAGCAUGUAAUAGAAGUAAAUAAAACAAAAAUUAAGGUAUUAUGACCACAAUAUUCUCACUCUUCUGUUUUCUUUUCAGUCUUGAAUUAUAACAAUUCAAUGAUAAUUUAUGUAGUAUCCGUCAUAAGUGUUCGAACUUCGAUUAGAUGAUGAAAGCAUAUCCCUAGAAAAGUUACUGAAAAUACAGACUCGGACGAAAUCAACCGACAAUGGCCUAACUGCUUUUCACAAUCUAUAAUUUCUUUUUAAGUUUUUUUAUUUAUUUUUUUUUUACUUCCUAAUCCUAGAUUGAAACAACGUAAUGCCUUGAAACCUUUUUGCACUUUUCUCCUGUCCUAUAAAUAAUUUUACAAUAAUUGAAGCUAGUCUGAAAAAAUACUUUUCCCCUUGAAAUAAUUUUUUUCUGAAAAAAAAAAAAACAGAAAAAGGAAGGAAAUUGAUGUAAAUAGACUUAUUCUGGUAAAAUCAGUCAAAUUAUUGUAAAAAUUGUUUGAAGAACACAGAUGAUCCUGCGUCCUUGUUAAAUUUUUGUCUGUAUCCUCAGUUAAAUGCACAUAAGUCAAGGUCUAAUUCUGACGUAUUUCAACCUACCAUACUAAUCACUGUUAUUACACUAAAACAUUUUCACAGAAGAUUUUGCUCCUGCACUCAGUGCUAAGUGUAUUUUACAUAAUUAAUAUCAAACUCGAGUAAUAUAAUGAGUUCAACACAUUUACACCCAUUCUAUAUUUAUUCUUAGAUUUUUCUGCAAUUUUCAAUGCAGUCAUAGAAAUCGUUGGAUUCAACUAAUUAUUUUUUUGGUAUUUUUUUCUUUUUUAGCCAUUUUUCAAGAAAUGAUCCUGCUUAUGAUUUCAUUUGUAUAUAUAUGUAUGUAUGUAUAUUGAAAGGAGAUUAAAUUUUGUUACCACGAA
Molecule: messenger RNA, 9261 nt
Organism: Bemisia tabaci
Lineage: Eukaryota; Metazoa; Arthropoda; Insecta; Hemiptera; Aleyrodidae
Cellular component (GO): nucleus
Molecular function (GO): ATP binding; ATP hydrolysis activity
Source: RefSeq, a predicted model, not a curated record